AUGACAUUGGAAAACAUCAACCCAAAUGUGUAUACUUUUAAUAUAUUGGUUGAUGCUUUUUGUAAGGAAGGAAAGGUGAAAGAAGUGCAAAAUGUGUUAGCUCUGAUGGUUAAAGAAGGCAUUAAACCCGACGUUGUUACCUAUAAUUCUUUAAUGGAUGGAUAUUGUCUUGUAAAUGAAGUGAACAAGGUAAAUGAUAUAUUCAAGACUAUAGUUAAAAGAGGAGUAACUCCUAAUGUUUGGACCUACACUAUCAUGAUAAACGGAUUUUGUAAGAUUAAAAUGGUAGACAAAGCUAUAAGUCUCUUCAAAGAAAUGCAUUGUAGAAAAAUCAUUCCUGAUACGAUAACUUAUAGUUCCCUUAUUGAUGGCUUGUGCAAAUUGGUAAGAAUUUCAAAUGCCUUGGAGCUUGUCGUUGAGAUGUGCGAUAGAGCGUUGACCAUGCUAUCAAAAAUUAACGACAUUGGUUGCAUUCCAAAUGCUCCAACUUAUGAAAUCAUUAUUAUUUCCCUAUUUGAAUAUGAUGAAAAUGAUAAAGCUGAGAAACUUCUUCAUGAAAUGAUUAUGAGAGGUCUACUAUGA
This is a messenger RNA of Vicia faba (fava bean), 582 nucleotides long. Lineage: Eukaryota; Viridiplantae; Streptophyta; Magnoliopsida; Fabales; Fabaceae. The record is from the annotation of a GenBank genome assembly.